Messenger RNA from Trichobilharzia regenti, 1802 nucleotides. The record is from the annotation of a GenBank genome assembly. NCBI's taxonomy places the organism in Eukaryota, Metazoa, Platyhelminthes, Trematoda, Strigeidida, Schistosomatidae.
CAAACGUGUACACGAACAGCUACGGAACUGCAACCCAACAUGGCCGACUAACUUGAACGAAAAUAACCUUUAAGCGUCCCACUCCACCAAUGACCUUGAUAAGUUACGGAUAAUUUCAGUCACGGUACUCUGUUUCCCAGAGCGUGUUGUGGUUAGGGCGGUGCUUUCGACUGUUCAAGGUCAAAUGGUUGGACAGUAGAGAUGAUUCUUUUGUGAUAAAAGCUCCCACUAUCAACUAGGAUAUUUAAAAUCCCGCUAUGAGUAAUAACUCGGCGGUUCGCUGCAGUAAGCUGUGUAGUUGUAGAUGGCAAACGAAGGUGGUUUGGUGUCUGCAGCUGUUGUGCUACUUCAUAUCUUAUUUACCUGGAACGGAUUCUUACUUCUGUAUAAUUGGAGGUUACCUACUCCCACCUCACUUCAGACUAUGGACUCUGCUCACAUUUUCAUUUUACAACUACUCACUUACGUUUCUUAUUCUGGAUAUGUUGACUGUGUAUCUCAUGGACAAGUUGUUGUCCAAUCCGUAUAAUUGGGUUGAGUUACUUAGGUUUAGUGUUUUGGUUAAUCUUUCAUCAGCUAUCUGCGUCACUACAUUUUAUCUAUUAGUCUCUCUUGUUAUUUUCGAUAAGAAUAUUUUGUAUUCAUAUUCCAUUUGUGGCCUCAUCGGACUCUUGGGUGGAGUCACUGUACUUGGUCGUCAGAUGUUAUCUGAUAAGUUAGUUGUCGAUUUCCCUCUUGGUAAGGUACGGUAUAAGCACAUACCAUUUGUGUGCACUUUGUUUUUUGCUGUUUUGUUCGGUACUGGAUUCUGUGGAGGUGUCCCCUUAUCAAUUUUUGUAACUGGAAUCUUUAUUGCUUGGAUGUACUUACGCUUCUUUCAAAGACACAGUAAUGGUCUACAUGGGGAUGUGAACGACAGUUUCACAUUUGCUGGCUUCUUUCCAAACCACCUAGGACCACCCGUCUCUGUGAUAUCUAGCGCAGUAUUCAACGUCCUAGUUCGUUUUCGUGUAUGUAAACCUCCACCUCCGAAGAAUCUAUCUAUUCCUCCUUCAGUCGUCUCAUUUACAGUGGAUAUACACGACACUACUCAUGCAGCCAGCAGGUAUAGUUCAUCAUUUUCCAUUAUUCCUUUGCUGUUGAUUAUGGUCAUACUAAGAAACAUGUUAUUAAAAUAUUAAUUUAAUUGAGGGACAAUUACAGUUGUAACAGAAAGCUGUUUGGUUAAAAAGUACUGUUAGAGAAUAUAUCAGUCUGUUUUUUCUUAUCCCAUUACAUUCAUCUGAAAUUGUAACGAUCGCAACUCAGACCUUUUCUCUAUAUCUAUCUUUAUUUAAUCCAACAUAAUGGUCUUCAAGAUGUUAGGAAGCGUUUUAGAGUACCUUUUAUAGUAGGUAGCAAAGUUGCCGAAAUGGAGCUCUUCGAAGGUAGCAAAUUUAGUGGCUUUUAUCGACUCACUCGUCAUACCAACCACUCCUGCCUUCGUAGAAUUGUGUGCACUGAGUGCUAUCAACGUACAAGUAAUUCUAAAGUCUGACAGCAUGCGACCGGACAAGGUGGAGAUGCGUGUUUUGAUCAAUUGCGAACAUGCCGAAAUUCUCCCUUGUCUUUCACAAAGUAAUAUAAAGUAAUAAACCAUCCUCUGAAUGUUCUUGAUAAGUGUGUUUACCUGUUUUCUGAUACCGUGGCUCAUUUGUUCUGUUCCUAUUUCCCAUACAUUGUUUUGCUAUCUUCGUAUAUUUCAUCUAUCGGUGUCCAUAUUGCACCAAGCUUGAGUUUAAAUAAUACCUUUGUGGUGAUUA